CUUAAUAUAGGGUCCACAAACAAUGUGGUAAUUCCAAGUUUAUUACCGUUAGAUAUUACACUACCCUCCUUUCAAAAAAACACAAGAAGACAUUAUCUCCACAUCUAUCUAUCUCUCUUCUAUUAAGAUUUGAGAUGAGCACAUCUCUCAGCUACAAAUCUGAUCACCUCUAAAAUACACUAAUAAUGGGAGACUAUGACUCCCAUACUCAAACAGAGGUAAACACACAAACAAUUAUCCCAAAAGAAAGCGCAAUUCAAAGCUUAAACACCAUAAUCCAACUUCACUUUGAAAAAACACUUGAGAAAAAACGAGCUGUAGACCUUCAAAAGAAGCAACUUUGGAAGCUAUUUCAACUCUUCUUCCUCUUCCUUUCACUUAUAUUCGCUUCGCUUUCGAUUAGCACCCGCCUUCAAUGCCGCCAUUGUUGGAUCCCUAUUGCUCUCCUUUCAUUCUCUCACCUUAUCUUCUAUGUAUCUGUUGCACAAACAUUAAGGUGCAUUAAUGCACUUAAAUAUCAAAGAAGAUGUCAUAAACUUACUCUUGGACUUGCUACUCAGAAACUUAGAGACCUCAAUAAUGUUAUCAUUCAUGAUAAUCAUAAUAAUGCUCAUGAUGCUGCUUUUGUUAAUGGGGAAGAAUUUGAAAUUCAUUAUCAAGAACCUCCUGAGAGUUAUUUUGGUAAGUUUAAGAGAAAUUGGGCUCUCUAUUUUGGGUUUUUGAUCUUACUUUAUGCAUUUAUGGUUUCUUCUUCUGUUGUUCUUCUUUGUUUUUAGUUUUUUUGUAUUUUUUUGUAUUUUUGAUUCAGAUUAUUUGUUUAGUUGGAUAAUUAGUGUAAUAUAUACUUCACUGAUUAAUGAAUAUUUGUUUCUUUUCUCUGUAUAA
Messenger RNA from Beta vulgaris subsp. vulgaris (sugar beet), 885 nucleotides. RefSeq lists its product as hypothetical. The record is from RefSeq and is a predicted model, not a curated record. Bases 186 to 776 code for a protein of 196 amino acids. Lineage: Eukaryota; Viridiplantae; Streptophyta; Magnoliopsida; Caryophyllales; Amaranthaceae. The transcript has a single exon.